Molecule: messenger RNA, 606 nt
Organism: Stegodyphus dumicola
Lineage: Eukaryota; Metazoa; Arthropoda; Arachnida; Araneae; Eresidae
Source: RefSeq, a predicted model, not a curated record
AUGGUAAAUCUGAAUGGUGCAAAGCCCUGGUCAAACGCAGAUCCAAGAUGCCGACGAUGCGGUGCUGACAGAGAGACCUUACCACAUGUGCUUGACCACUGUAUGGCCUACUCCACUCUUUACAAGGAACGGCAUAAUGCCAUCAUAGACCGCCUCAUAAAGAUGUGUGAAAAGGAUUUCAGGAUUAUCUCUGCUGACCGUGCCCUUGACGCUUCCCGCCUAAGGCCUGACUUGGUUCUCGAACGCGAUGGUAAAUUUUUCAUUCUCGAUGUUACUAUCCCUUUUGAGAAUCACCUUGGCGCCUUCGCUGAAGCUAGAGCGCGCAAGUUAGAGAAAUACGAAGCUCUCCGUGCCUCCAUCGCAUGUGAACAUGGCCACUGCACUAUAGUUCCCUUCGUAAUUGGUGCGUUAGGGUCCUGGGAUAGAGCCAACGACAAAUUCUUAACCAUUGCCUGCUCUCGCUCCUAUGGACGUCUCUUUCGCAUGCUAUGUGUAAGUGAUGUCAUACGGCAUAGCAAAAACAUCUAUGUUGGACACAUAAGCGGACAAAAUAAUCCAACACCCAACACUGAAGAACAGGAGGCCACGCAGACCAAUGACAAUUAG